AACAAGUUUGCUGGUUACAUUUCUUGAUCUGUUCCUACAAUGGAGUCUAACACCAUGGAAAUAGCCCAUGAGUUCCUCCCUUUUUUCCGAGUAUACAAAGAUGGGCGAGUGGAAAGGCUACAAGGCACAGAAACAAUGCCACCCUCCAUCGAUCCUAAAGUAGGAGUCCAAUCCAUGGACUCCCUUGUCUCACAACAACAUACCCUCCAUGCUCGUCUCUUCCUCCCCAUAGCCACCAAGCAAAAUCAUAAACUCCCUGUGAUUAUAUACAUCCAUGGUGGAGCAUUCUGCGUCCAGUCUCCUUUCUCUCCCACCUACUAUACCCAUCUCACUUCCUUGGUAAGAAAUGCUCAUGUCCUAGUAGUGGCAAUUCAGUACAGAAGAGCCCCAGAACACCCUCUCCCUUUUGCAUAUGAAGAUGCUUGGGAAGCUAUCAAAUGGGUAGCUUCUCAUGUGAAUAGGGAUGGUCCUGAAACCUGGCUUAAUCAGCAUGCUGAUUUUGAGAAAGUGUUCUUGGUUGGCGACAGUGCUGGUGCUAAUAUUGCACACAACAUGGGAAUUAGAUUUGGGGUUGGUGAACUUGGGCUUAAAAUUAUUGGUAUGGUUUUGGUUCAUCCAUACUUUGCCACAAGUGAUGAUAAAGGCGAGUUCCUGGAAUAUAUUUUCCCUUCAAUGGAAGGGUUAAGUGAUCCCAGGAUUAACCCAGGUGGUGGUGGGGUGGACCUGGAGAAGCUAGGGUGCAGAAGGAGGCUGCUGGUGUGUAUUGCUGAGGGAGAUAGUUUGAGGGAUAGAGGGGUGAGUUACUAUGAGGCAGUGAAGAAGAGUGGAUGGGGUGGAGUGGUGGACAUUGUGGAGACUGCAGGAGAAGGACAUGUGUUUCAUCUUGUGAAACCCAAUUGUGACAAGGCUAACAUUUUAACAGAGCAGAUUGUUUCCUUCAUAAAUCAAGAUUAAGCCUAUAAGGUUCUUAUUCCCAUGUAUUUGAUUGUCGUUUCUGUUUGAAUUUGUGUCCUGUUUAAUUUCACAAUCAAAGUUGUGGUAAAAGAAAAAAAAAUAAUAGUCAUAUUUAUUUUUCAA
This is a messenger RNA of Hevea brasiliensis (rubber tree), 1077 nucleotides long. Its product is annotated as probable carboxylesterase 5. Gene Ontology annotation, molecular function: hydrolase activity. The record is from RefSeq and is a predicted model, not a curated record. Lineage: Eukaryota; Viridiplantae; Streptophyta; Magnoliopsida; Malpighiales; Euphorbiaceae. Bases 40 to 954 code for a protein of 304 amino acids. The transcript has a single exon.